This is a messenger RNA of Emiliania huxleyi CCMP1516, 1401 nucleotides long. RefSeq lists its product as hypothetical. The coding region runs from base 1 to 1401 and encodes 466 amino acids. Gene Ontology annotation, cellular component: preribosome, small subunit precursor. Gene Ontology annotation, molecular function: RNA endonuclease activity. NCBI's taxonomy places the organism in Eukaryota, Haptophyta, Isochrysidales, Noelaerhabdaceae. Gene Ontology annotation, biological process: ribosomal small subunit biogenesis; maturation of SSU-rRNA. The transcript is spliced from 7 exons. The record is from RefSeq and is a predicted model, not a curated record.
AUGAGGUUCCUCGUCGUCGACUCCGGUCCAAUCAUCCGUGGCGCGCGGAUCGAGCAGAUGGGCGCCGAGCGGCUGGUCACCAUCCCCGAGGUGCUCUCCGAGAUUCGCGACGAGCAGGCGCGUGCGCGGCUGGCGGCGCUGCCGUGCGAGCUCGAGGUGCGUGAGCCGAGCGAGGAGGCCCUCCUCGCGAUCAAGCGCUUCGCCAAGCUGACGGGCGACCUCCCGGUCCUCUCUUCCGUCGAUCUGCGCGUCCUGGCGCUCGCGUGGAUGCUCGAGAAGCAGGAGUGCGACGGCACAGAGCACCUCCGCACAGAGCCGCUCCCACGAGGCGCCGCCGCGCAGAAGCUGCGGCUCCAGCAGCGCGCCGCGGCGGCGGCGGUGUCGAGCGAGCCGGCUCCGGCCCAGCGCGAGCUCCCGACCUUCAUCGAGUCGUCCUUUGGCAGCCGCGCCGAGAGCGGCGCGGCUCCGUGGGGCGGCGGGAAGCAGGCGCAACAAAAGCAGGGCGCGCAGCUGGCGGCGCCGAGGCCGGGCGCGGCUGAGGCUGCGCCGGUGGCGUGGGCCGAGGAGGGCGCGGCGUUGCCCGGCGGCGGUGCGGAGGAGGAGGAGGAGCUCGCGCUGCCGGACGCGGGGUGGGCGGCGGGCCUCGCGCACGAGUUGCCGCUCAGCGUCGCCGCCGCGCUGCGCCGCGUGCAGCAGCUGCGGCCGUGGGCGCAGCCGAACCCGUCUUUCCUGGAGUUCGAAGAGUCGACUCCGCUUGAGGGCGACGAGCACCCGGACUCAACAGGCGACGAGGACCCGGACCUGCCUUGGAUCACGCCCGCCAACCUGCGCAAGACGCAGGCGAGCGACGCGCGGCACGCGGGCGCGCCGAAGGAGACGACGCGUGUGGGCUGCAUCACGACCGACUACGCGAUGCAGUCCGUCCUCCUCCAGAUGGGGCUCAAGCUCCUCUCGGUCGACGGCAUGCUCCUCCGCUCCAUCAAGCAGUGGGAGCACCGGCAGCUGGAGCUCCAGUUCUGCUCCAAGUGCGGCAACGCGUCCCUCGUCCGCCUCGCCGCCAUCGUCGACAACCGCGGCAACCAGCGGCUGCUCCCGGAAAAGGGGGCGCCGGCGCGCGUGCGCUCGACAAACAUCCGCGGCACCAAGUACGCGAUGCCGAUGCCCAAGGCGGGCCGCCACGCCAACAACCUUGUUCUCGCCGAGGACCAGCUCCUCGAGGCGCAGGAGAAGUCGCGCAAGCAGGGCCGCAAGAAGGGGCACGACGUCUUCGACCCCGACUACGACGUGGACGCCCACUUUGGCCGCGCCGGCAAGAAGGGCGCCGCCUCGCGCGUCAACGUCAAGGUGGGGUACGGCAAGAAGAACCCGAACGACGUGCGCUCGCGACCCAAGCGCACGUAA